Molecule: messenger RNA, 495 nt
Organism: Coregonus sp. 'balchen'
Lineage: Eukaryota; Metazoa; Chordata; Actinopteri; Salmoniformes; Salmonidae
Source: the annotation of a GenBank genome assembly
AUGACUUCACCCCCAGGCUUAGACCAGGCUAUGUUACAACAUGACUUCACCCCAGGCUUAGACCAGGCUAUGUUACAACAUGACUUCACCCCAGGCUUAGACCAGGAUAUGUUACAACAUGACUUCACCCCAGGCUUAGACCAGGCUACAUUACAACAUGACUUCACCCCCAGGCUUAGACCAGGCUACGUUACAACAUGACUUCACCCCAGGCUUAGACCAGGCUACGUUACAACAUGACUUCACCCCAGGCUUAGACCAGGCUACGUUACAACAUGACUUCACCCCAGGCUUAAGACCAGCUACGUUACCAACAUGCCUUUCACCCCAGGCUUAGACCAGGCUACAUUACAACAUGACUUCACCCCAGGCUUAGACCAGGCUAUGUUACAACAUGACUUCACCCCAGGCUUAGACCAGGCUACAUUACAACAUGGACUUCACCCAAGGCUUAGACCAGGCUACGUUACAAACAUGACUUCACCCCAGGCUUAG